GAUCCUUAACCCACUGAGCAAGGCCAGGAAUCGAACCUUCAACCUCAUGGAUACUAGUCAAAUUCGUUUCCACUGUGCCAUGACGGAAACUCCAUAGUUACAGAAUUUUUAACUUAGAAGACAAAAGUUUUACUUAAUUUAAAUGGUCAUGAUGAAUUUGGAUCCAGGGUCAUCUUCUAGUUAGUUCUCUUCUGCUCUCAAUGCAACAACCACUGUGCUGUUCUCUUUUCCCUAUGAAAGAUAAGUGGUGCUUGAUAAUGCUUCUGCCUUCAAUAUUAACAUCUCGAACAAGUAAGCAUGUUGAAGCUAGCAUGUAACUACUAAAGUAUAAGCUAGUGUGGUGUGCACUUGGAGUGCUGUAAGAGUUUGAAGAAAGAGCUGAAUGAUUGAUUUUUUUCUGAAAUCAGAGAGCAUUUUCUUUUUCUUUUUUGGUCUUUUCUAGAGCCUCACUCUCGGCAUAUGGAGGUUCCCAGGCUAGGGCUCUAAUUGGAGCUAUAGCUGCCAGCCUACGCCAGAUCCGAGCUGCAUCUGCGACCUACACCGCAGCUCACAGCAACACUGGAUUCUUAACCCACUUAGUGAGGCCAGGGAUCGAACCCUCUUCCUCAUGGAUACCAGUUGGGUUCGUUAACCACUGAGCCACAAAGGGAACUCUGAGAGAGCAUUUUCUACUCCUAAUUGGAACUUAUACUGACUUAGAAUUAUUUUCCUUUUAGGUUGUCAAUUCUUAAAGGGUUGGCAGUAUCUUACUUUCACCUUUUGGGGUCAUUAGCUCUUAAUUAGUGCUUUUGUUGUAGAAAAUAAUGGAGAAAAUAUUGUUGAUUUUAGUAGAACAUUUCGAAAGGGAGUAUGAGUUCUAGGUUGAAUCUUGAAGAAAAGUGAGUGUUGGGUUAGAUUAGGGGACUGCAUUCCAGAGUCAAGAGAAGGGCCUCUAUUAUGAAACUAGACAGUCGUUUAGUCAACAGGUAGUUGGUAGACCAUCCAGGCGGUGGAGACAAUAAUAAACACCACCAGCAGACUCCUGCCCUCCUGGUAUUUACAGUCUCCUGGAAGAACACAGUUAAAUAACUUCUCAAGUGGUGUUGAAGAGCUAAGGGAACUGUUAGGUUCUCUGUUAGCGCUUAUAUAUACAUAUAUAGCAGGGUCUCCUAGCCAGCCUCAUGGGAAUCAGAAACUUUGAAAAGGAAAGCUGAACCUUGAAGGACAUAAAGAAAUGAGCUAGGGUUGGUGAGGGCCGAGGACAAGGCUGUUGCAGGCAGUCAGGGGCUAAGCUAAGCAAGGUGAUUCUUUCUAGGGCACUGAAUGGGAUGGAUGGGGCAUAGAGUGUAAAAAGAUUAUAAGGGUGUAUAGAGCUGAAAAGGGAAAUAAGGUACAUAAGAUGGUAAGGAUAGUGGGAGGACAUCAGAUUUGUGUUUUUUAGGAAUUAUUUUUAUUACAGCGUGGAGGAGAAAUGGGACAGAGAUAAGAAUUGGAGGUGGGAAACAUACUAUGUCUGACCAAAUAGUGCCAUUUAUUGGAAGAUAGCUAAUAAUGGUAUCUCAGGAGGAAAGGAGCCACUUGUUGUGUUUGAGGCAAUAAAACAUUAAGAUUGCUUUUCUAAACAUUAAGGUUGUAUUUCUAAACAGUUGUAUAGGUCUUGACCUCAGAGUGGACAUCUAUGAUGGAGGCCUAGACCUGGGAAAAAUGUCAUACAGGUGAUAAGUACUGCCAUCAGCAUGGAUUGAGGGGGAGAGUACAAGGUGAGAGGACUAGAGGGCCUAUGGUUGGGCUUUGAGAAACACCAAGAUUUAGUAGUUUGGUAGAGGAGGCUGAGCAAGCCUUCAAAGGUUCAGAAAAAAGCAGAGCCAGAGAAGUAGGAAGAAAUACAGAGUAUGACAUCCAGCAAGCCAAAGGACAGGAAGAAUCUGGUUAUUUCGAAUUCUCAGGAUAUAAAGAUUUUAAGAAGUUUUCAUUCAGCCCACCUCAUUUCUCUGCAAGGCACCUUUGUGCAGUCCACAGUCUGAUCAACCCUGCUCAGCAGCCGUGUGAAAACCUGUGUGAGGAAACCCGUGUGAAAACCGUGUGAGGAUGAGUAAGAAGCAGUCCGAAAUAUACCUUGCUUUUAGCAACCUAGUGGUCUUAGCUGGUUUUGCCAGAAGUGAUGGGGCAGAAGUUGGAUCAGGAGCUAGUAGAGGUGAAGAAAUGGGAUGGGGAGAAGAUACAGUUCUCAGUUUGACUGCAGAGAGUGAAGGCAAAUUGGUUGGAGGGUCCUGGGAUUGGUGGAGUUUUUCUGUUUGUUUUGUGUAUGUGAGUGUCUUAAAUGUUUUUGUAUUUUUAAAUGGGAGGUAUUAGAAAAAUUUACAUGUUUGAAGAGAGGAUUCAGUUUGAUGGGAAAGAUAGAUGCUGCACAAGAGAGAGUCUUGAAAAGAGAAGGUAGAAGUAGGUAGAAUCCUAAUCAAGGCCAAGAGUUGGGUGCAGGUGUGUUAUGAUAUCUUUUUUUUUCCCCCUUCUUGGUCAAGUAGAGAGAGAGUGUGUGUGUGUGGUGUAUUUAGGAGAGUGUUUAGGAAUCUGAAGAGACUGGAUGAUGUCUGGAGAGUGCAUGUAGAGUAUGGGAGAUGAACGUUACAGGACCUGGGAAUGUGGUGCUUACAUGGUAUGUGUGAUGGAUGAUGGAUCAUUGCGUUUAUCCAGGGUUGGGAUUUUGCCAAAUUGGUGUGAGGAAAAUAUUAAGGGAGCUUAAGGGAAUUGGCAAGAGUUAUUGAAAUGAGAGACCAUGAAAUCUAAACUAAUUAAAGAAGGAAGUUGAGGAGUUCCUCUUGUGGCUUAGCAAAGGAAUCUGACUAGUAUCCGUGAGGACACAGGUUCGAUCCCUGGCCUUGCACAGUGGGUUAAGGAUCUGGGGUUGCUGUGGCUGUGGUGUAGGCUGGCAGGUGCAGCUCCAAAUUGACCCCUAGCCUGGAAACUUCAUAUGCAAUGGGUGCAGCCCUAAAAAAAAGAGAGAGAAGGAAAUUAAGAAAGUACUUGGAUUGGGAAAAAGAGGAAGUCACUGGAAUUGCAGUUACUUUAAAAAAAAAAAAGCUUUAGAGUGGUAUUGAGAAAGUGUGAGUAGAGACUUGUCAAAAGCAAGUCACUAGGGAGCUUUGAGCAGGAUGAACUGAAAAGGGCUUAUGGGAUUUUAGAGACAAGUAGGCCACUGGUGGCAGUCGCUACUUUGGCAGGAACAGUUUUAUGUGGAGGGCUGAGGGGGGUACCCUGGUUAUAUGUAGUGAGUUGAAAAGUGAGUGAAGUUUAGGAAGACAAAUUUUUCUCAAGAGACUGGACUGUGAAGAGUCUAUCUAGACAAUUAGAUAUAGAAAGAGAAAAAGAGUUGAGGCUUUUAUUUUUUAACGGGAAGGACAUAAUAAGUAUGUUCAGAUGAUGAUAUGAUGGGCAGUAGGAAGGUCGGAGAUCCAAGGCAUACCUCAGAACAUAGGUCAGUAUUUGGAUCCAGAGGAUUAUUUGUUCUGUUAUGUGAGUAUGAUGGGAAGAAAGGCUGUGUGUGCUGAUAUAGCUGAAUUUGAGGAUUUUUUUUUUCUUUUUUGUGAUUUUGGGUCUGUAGUUGGGGCAUAUGGAGGUUCCCAGGCUAGGGGUCGAAUUGGAGCUGGCCUACACCACAGCCAUAGCAACGUGGGAUCCAGGCCACAUCUGCAACCUACACCACAGUUCACGGCAAUGCCAGAUCCUUAACCCACUGAGUGAGGCCAGGGAUCGAACCCACAUCCUCAUGGAUACUAGUUGGGUUCGUUAACCACCGAGCCACAAAGGGAACUCCGAGGAUUAUUGAAAUAAAGUUGACAGACUGGUGAGUGUUGAAAAACUGAGUUUGAGUUCUUGGCUCUGCCUUUAACUAGCUGUGCAACUUUAGGUCAGUUUCGGAGUCUUUGUUACCUCCUCUGUAAAAUGGUAAUUUAUCAUCUUUAAUAAUCAAAAUAGGAUUAUGGUAAAAAUUAAAUGAGGUGAAUCUAAUGUAGUAGCUCCUAGUUACUUGCUUUGUUUGUCCUUUUUGGUUAAUACGCUUAGAGGUUUUUCCAUAGAGGGUAUUUGAGAUUCCUUGGAAGGGCAAUAAACUCUACUGAAGUCAAAUCUUUACUAUGUUUGCUAAAGAUAUUAUUUAAAAACAAAAUUUACAACCUUUUAAAUUUUGAAUUAGAGUACGUUCAGUGAUUUUAAAUAUAGGUGCAGAGUUAGAGGGGGCAUGUCCGUGAGACCACUCUUACUUCUGAUACCAGCUGUAAGUUUGGGAGUCCCCAAGACCACUCUUGGGUUGGAUAAUUAACUAGAAGGACUUGCAGGAUUCACUGAAAUCUGUUAUACUCAUGGUUACAGUUUAUUAUAGCUAUAGGAUACAGAUUAUAUAAUCAGCCAAGGGUAAAGUUGCCCAGGACAGAGUGUAGGAAAGUUCCAAGUGUGGAGCUUCUCCCUGUGGAGUAGUCAGCAGUAUUACUUUCCUGGUAUUGAUGUAUGAUAACAAGUAGGGAGUAUAACAAGCCAUGGAAGCCCCCCCCCCCCCCCAGCCUUGGUGUCCAGAGUUUUUAUUUGGGCUCCAUGGUCAGCUGCCCAUGUGCAUGAACUUAGUUUCCAGCCCUACUGGAGGUUGAGUUUAUCCAUGUGACCCAAAGGCCCCACCAUAGAUCACAUUGUUAUACUUUCUGGCAUGUCCCAAAGUUUCCAGGUGGACAGGGACACUCAUUAGGCAUUAUGUUCCAAGAGUUUAGAGAUUACUUUCCAGAAGCUGAGGGUUAAUAAGGCCAGACCUUUCUUUGGGCAAGGUAAAAUUCUUUACAGUUCUACAACAGUAGUUAAAUACAUAUUUUGAGGCUACAGAGACUAUUUAGUUGAGGUUUGAUUGGUGUAUAAAAUUGAUAAUAAAGAGCUCAUAAGUAAGUGAUUAAGAUUUGGUAUUAUAGACACUCAAUACUUAAGUAACUAAGGAAGUUUCAUCAAGAAAUUAUAUUAACUGUUAGUAUUUCAUUAUUGUAAAACUGAGAUAAACGUAUAUAAUUUAGGCAUGAUGUUUCUGUUCUGUUUUAUUAAAUUUGAACUUACUGUUUUCUCCUGUGGAGUUUUGUAUAAUGAAGUCCCUGUGCUUCCCAAGUGAAUUUUAGCCAUAGAUUCAUAUUUUAGAGCAGUGUUUCUAAUGUGAAAAUGUACACAAGUCCCAGAGAUAUGCAUAGUUUUAUCUUUUUCUUAUCUUUUUUUGAAAGUGUCUGAAUCCAGGUGAGUAAGAGACAUCACAAUAAUAACCUUGAAUUUAUUUUUAAAAGGUAAAUCAUUUUUAGUGGUAUUACCUGUCAGUAUGAAAACAGCAUAUCCUACAACUGCUGUGUGAUAGUGAUAAUAUCUUUGAGUACCAUUGCUUUGGAGAUUAAAUGCAUUCCCAUCUCAUUGGCUUUAGUGCAAAUCUCACUUCCUGGUUGAUAUCCAUUACAAAUUAGAUUUCACCAUGCAAGCGAAAUCCCUUAAUAAGCCUAGUUAAAAAAACAAAACAACUUGAAGCAACAUGAUGCUUAUUCCAGUGGCACCACUAGGUGUGGUGUUUGCAUCAAGUCAUUUUGGGGUGCUUUAUGGAAAUGCUUCCUGAUAGGGAAUUCUCUAACUUCAGAUUUCCAGGCUGGCUUUUCCCCUUCCUUAGUUGCUUUUCAUAAAACUUAGAAGAACUGGACCAAAGAUCACAUUUAGCCAAGAGCUACUAUCCCCUAACACGUGGUUGAUGUGAGGUCUGAGGGUUUGGGUCAUUGAAAAUGAAUAACCUCUCAGAUUUAGUACAUUUUCUGUAAAUGGCGAAUAUGUAACUAAAACGAGUGGUAACUAUAUUUGCAUGUGAUUUGUAUGUUACAGUUAACAUUUAAAUUCUCUUUUGUACUAAAAAAAAAAUUUUGUUGCCACCUUAAGCCUCUCUAAGGUUCAGAGUGGCAUCCCACUUCAAUUUUUGCUUCCACAUAUGAACCCUUGAGGGCCAUAGUGCUACUAAAAGCACCUAACCCGUGAAUGAUAUUUGCUUCAUGUUUGAACAACAAAUGUUUUAACCCACUGUCUUCACUAAUAUUGUAACUACUGUCUUACAGAUUGACUUGAUGCAAAAACAUCACAAAGGCUCCAUAUUAUACAGUAUGCGAUUUUUGAGAACUGAUAGUGCAUCAGCCGACCCAGAUAAUUUAAAAUAUUCUUCAUCCAGAGAUAGGGGUGGGUCUUCCUCUUAUGGACUGCAACCUUCAAAUUCAGCUGUGGUGUCUCGGCAAAGGCACGAUGAUACCAGAAUCCACGCUGACAUACAAAAUGACGAAAAGGGUGGCUACAGUGUCAAUGGAGGAUCUGGGGAAAAUACUUAUGGUCGGAAGUCGUUGGGGCAAGAGCUGAGGGUUAACAAUGUGACCAGCCCUGAGUUCACCAGUAUUCAGCAUGGCAGUCGUGCGUUAGCCAUCAAAGACAUGAGGAAAUCACAGGAGCGAUCGAUGUCUUAUUCUGAUGAGUCUCGACUGUCGAAUCUUCUUCGGAGGAUCACCCGGGAAGACGACAGAGACCGAAGACUGGCUACUGUAAAGCAGUUGAAAGAGUUUAUUCAGCAACCAGAAAAUAAGCUGGUACUAGUUAAACAAUUGGAUAAUAUCUUGGCUGCUGUACAUGAUGUGCUUAAUGAAAGUAGCAAAUUGCUUCAGGAGUUGAGACAGGAGGGAGCUUGCUGUCUUGGCCUUCUUUGUGCUUCUCUGAGCUAUGAGGCCGAGAAGAUCUUCAAAUGGAUUUUUAGCAAAUUUAGCUCAUCUGCAAAAGAUGAAGUGAAACUUCUCUACUUAUGUGCCACCUACAAAGCACUAGAGACUGUAGGAGAAAAGAAAGCCUUUUCAUCUGUAAUGCAGCUUGUAAUGACCAGCCUGCAGUCCAUUCUUGAAAAUGUGGAUACACCAGAAUUACUUUGCAAAUGUGUUAAGUGCAUUCUUUUGGUAGCUCGAUGUUACCCUCAUAUUUUCAGCACUAAUUUUAGGGAUACAGUUGAUAUAUUAGUCGGAUGGCAUAUAGAUCAUACUCAGAAGCCUUCCCUCACACAGCAGGUGUCUGGGUGGUUGCAGAGUUUGGAGCCAUUCUGGGUAGCUGAUCUUGCAUUUUCUACCACUCUUCUUGGUCAGUUUCUAGAGGACAUGGAGGCAUAUGCUGAGGACCUCAGCCAUGUGGCCUCCGGGGAGUCAGUGGAUGAAGACGUUCCUCCUCCGUCAGUGUCCUUACCAAAGCUGGCAGCUCUCCUCCGGGUAUUCAGUACUGUGGUGAGAAGCAUUGGGGAACGUUUCAGCCCAAUUCGGGGUCCUCCAAUUACAGAGGCAUAUGUAACAGAUGUUCUGUACAGAGUAAUGAGAUGUGUGACGGCUGCAAACCAGGUGUUUUUUUCUGAGGCUGUGUUGACAGCUGCUAAUGAGUGUGUUGGUGUUUUGCUCGGCAGCUUGGAUCCUAGCAUGACUAUACAUUGUGACAUGGUCAUUACAUAUGGAUUAGAUCAGCUGGAGAAUUGCCAGACUUGUGGUACAGAUUAUAUCAUCUCAGUCUUGAAUUUACUCACAUUGAUUGUUGAACAGAUAAAUACAAAAUUGCCUUCAUCAUUUGUAGAAAAACUAUUUAUACCAUCAUCUAAACUACUAUUUUUGCGUUAUCAUAAAGAAAAAGAGGUUGUUGCUGUAGCCCAUGCUGUUUAUCAAGCAGUGCUCAGCCUGAAGAAUAUUCCUGUUUUGGAGACUGCCUAUAAAUUAAUUUUGGGAGAAAUGACUUGUGCCCUAAACAACCUGCUACAUAGUCUACAACUUCCCGAUGCCUGUUCUGAAAUAAAACAUGAGGCUUUUAAGAAUCAUUUAUUCAACGUAGACAAUGCAAAAUUUGUAGUUAUAUUUGACCUCAGUGCUCUGACUACAAUUGGGAAUGCUAAAAAUUCACUAAUUGGGAUGUGGGCGCUGUCUCCAACCGUCUUUGCACUCCUGAGUAAGAAUCUGAUGAUUGUGCAUGGUGACCUGGCCGUUCACUUCCCUGCCAUUCAGUAUGCAGUGCUCUACACGUUGUAUUCACAUUGUACUAGGCAUGACCACUUUAUAUCUAGUAGUCUGAGUUCUUCGUCCCCAUCUUUGUUUGAUGGAGCCGUGAUUAGUACUGUAACCACAGCCACCAAAAAACAUUUCUCAAUUAUAUUAAAUCUCUUGGGAAUAUUACUAAAGAAGGAUAAUCUUAACCAGGACACAAGGAAACUGUUAAUGACCUGGGCUUUGGAAGUGGCUGUUUUAAUGAAGAAGUCUGAAACAUACGCACCUUUAUUCUCUCUGCCAUCUUUCCAUAAGUUUUCCAAAGGCCUUUUAGCCAACACUCUUGUUGAAGAUGUGAAUAUCUGUCUGCAAGCCUGCAGCAGUCUACAUGCUUUGUCCUCGUCUUUACCGGAUGAUCUUUUACAGAGGUGUGUUGAUGUUUGCCGUGUUCAACUAGUCCAUAGUGGAACUCGUAUUCGCCAGGCAUUUGGAAAGCUAUUGAAGUCAAUUCCUUUAGAUGUUGUCUUGAGCAAUAACAAUCACACAGAAAUUCAAGAAAUUUCUUUAGCAUUAAGAAGUCACAUGAGUAAAGCACCAAGUAAUACAUUCCACCCACAAGAUUUCUCUGAUGUUAUUAGUUUUAUUUUGUAUGGGAACUCUCAUAGAACGGGGAAGGACAAUUGGUUAGAAAGAUUGUUCUACAGCUGCCAGAGACUGGAUAAACGUGACCAAUCAACAAUUCCCCGCAAUCUUCUAAAGACAGAUGCUGUCCUUUGGCAGUGGGCUAUUUGGGAAGCAGCACAGUUCACUGUCCUUUCUAAGUUGAGAACUCCACUGGGCAGAGCUCAGGAUACCUUCCAGACAAUUGAAGGUAUCAUCAGAAGUCUUGCAGCUCACACCUUAAACCCUGAUCAGGAUGUUAGUCAGUGGACAACUGCAGACAAUGAUGAAGGCCACAGUAGCAACCAGCUUAGACUUGUGCUUCUUCUGCAGUAUCUGGAAAACCUGGAGAAGUUAAUGUAUAAUGCAUAUGAGGGAUGUGCCAAUGCGUUGACAUCACCUCCCAAGGUCAUUAGGACUUUUUUCUAUACCAACCGCCAGACUUGUCAAGACUGGCUGACCCGAAUCCGACUCUCCAUCAUGAGGGUUGGAUUGUUAGCCGGCCAGCCUGCUGUGACAGUGAGACAUGGCUUUGAUUUGCUUACGGAAAUGAAGACAAAUCCAUCUCAGGGGAAUGAAUUGGAAGUAACUAUCAUGAUGGUGGUAGAAGCACUGUGUGAACUUCAUUGUCCAGAAGCUAUACAAGGAAUUGCUGUCUGGUCAUCUUCCAUCGUUGGAAAAAAUCUUCUCUGGAUUAAUUCAGUGGCCCAACAGGCUGAAGGGAGGUUUGAAAAGGCCUCCGUGGAGUACCAGGAGCACCUGUGUGCCAUGACAGGUGUGGAUUGCUGCAUCUCCAGCUUUGACAAGUCUGUUCUCACAUUGGCUAAUACUGGGCGUAACAGUGCCAGCCCCAAACAUUCUUUGAACGGUGAAUCCAGAAAAACUGUGCUGUCCAAACCAACUGACUCUUCUCCUGAGGUUAUAAAUUAUUUGGGAAAUAAAGCAUGUGAGUGCUACAUUGCAAUUGCCGAUUGGACUGCUGUACAGGAAUGGCAGAAUGCUAUCCAUGACUUGAAAAAGAGUACCAGCAGUACUUCUCUCAAUCUAAAAGCUGAUUUCAACUACAUAAAAUCACUAAGCAGUUUUGAAUCUGGAGAAUUUGUUGAAUGUACUGAGCAAUUGGAAUUGUUACCAGGAGAAAAUAUCAAUCUACUUGCUGGAGGAUCAAAAGAAAAAAUAGAUAUGAAAAAACUACUUCCUAAUAUGUUAAGUCCAGAUCCAAGAGAACUUCAGAAAUCCAUCGAAGUUCAAUUGCUGAGAAGUUCUGUUUGUUUGGCAACUGCUUUAAACCAUAUAGAACAGGAUCAGAAGUGGCAGUCUAUAACUGAAAACGUGGUGAAGUACUUGAAGCAAACCUCCCGCAUAGCUAUCGGGCCACUGAGACUUUCUACUUUAACAGUUUCACAGUCUCUGCCAGUUCUAAGUACCUUGCAGCUGUAUUGCUCUUCUGCUUUGGAGAACACAGUUUCCAACAGACUUUCAACAGAGGACUGUCUUAUCCCACUCUUCAGUGAAGCUUUGCGUUCAUGUAAACAGCAUGAUGUCAGGCCAUGGAUGCAGGCAUUAAGAUACACCAUGUACCAGAGUCAGUUGUUGGAGAAAAUAAAAGAACAAACAGUUCCAAUUAGAAGCCAUCUCAUGGAAUUAGGUCUAACAGCAGCAAAAUUUGCUAGAAAACGGGGGAAUGUGUCACUUGCAACAAGACUGCUGGCACAGUGCAGUGAGGUUCAGCUGGCAAAGACCACGACUGCGCAGGAUUUAGUCCAGCAUUUUAAAAAGCUAUCAACUCAAGGUCAAGUGGAUGAAAAGUGGGGGCCUGAACUUGACAUUGAAAAAACCAAAUUGCUAUAUACAGCAGGCCAGUCAACACACGCAAUGGAGAUGCUGAGUUCUUGCGCCAUUUCGUUCUGCAAGUCUGCCAAAGCUGAGCAUGCUGUUGCCAAGUCCAUUCUUACACUGGCCAAAUGGAUCCAGGCAGAAUGGAAAGAAAUAUCAGGGCAGCUGAAACAGGUUUACAGAGCUCAGCAGCAGCAAAACUUCACAGGUCUUUCUACUUUAUCUAAAAACAUACUCACUCUAAUUGAACUCCCAUCUGUUAAUACAGUGGAAGAAGAGUAUCCUCGAAUCGAGAGCGAAUCUACAGUACAUAUCGGAGUUGGAGAACCUGACUUCAUUUUGGGACAGUUGUAUCACCUAUCUUCAGUACAGGCACCUGAAGUAGCCAAAUCUUGGGCAGCAUUGGCUAGUUGGGCUUAUAGAUGGGGCAGAAAGGUCGUUGACAAUGCCAGUCAGGGAGAAGGUGUUCGUCUGUUGCCCAGAGAAAAAUCUGAAGUUCAGAAUCUGCUCCCAGACACUAUCACUGAAGAAGAAAAAGAGAGAAUAUAUGGUAUUCUUGGGCAGGCAGUGUGUCGGCCAGCAGGAAUUCAGGAUGAAGAUAUAACGCUUCAGAUAACAGAAAGUGAAGAUAAUGAGGAAGAUGAUAUGGUUGAUGUUAUCUGGCGUCAGUUAAUAUCGAGCUGCCCCUGGCUUUCAGAACUUGAUGAAAGUGCAACAGAAGGCGUUAUUAAAGUGUGGAGGAAAGUUGUAGAUAGAAUCUUCAGCCUGUACAAACUGUCUUGCAGCGCCUAUUUUACUUUCCUUAAGCUCAAUGCUGGUCAGAUUCCUUUAGAUGAAGAUGACCCCAGGCUCCAUUUAAGUCACAGACCGGAGCAGAGCACGGAUGACGUGAUUGUGAUGGCCACAUUGAGGCUGCUCAGACUGCUCGUGAAACAUGCCGGCGAGCUCAGGCAGUAUCUGGAACAUGGCUUGGAAACAACACCCACUGCUCCCUGGAGAGGAAUUAUUCCACAACUUUUCUCACGCUUAAACCACCCUGAAGUGUAUGUGCGCCAAAGUAUUUGUAACCUUCUCUGCCGUGUUGCUCAGGAUUCCCCCCAUCUCAUAUUGUACCCUGCGAUAGUGGGCACCAUAUCGCUUAGCAGUGAGUCACAGGCUUCAGGAAAUAAGUUUUCCUCUGCAAUUCCAACUUUACUUGGCAAUAUUCAAGGAGAAGAAUUGCUGGUUUCUGAAUGUGAGGGAGGAAGUCCUCCUGCUUCCCAAGAUAGCAAUAAGGAUGAACCGAAGAGUGGAUUGAAUGAAGACCAAGCUAUGAUGCAGGAUUGCUACAGCAAGAUUGUAGAUAAACUGUCCUCUGCAAACCCAACUAUGGUGUUACAGGUUCAGAUGCUCGUGGCCGAGCUGCGCAGGGUCACUGUUCUCUGGGAUGAGCUCUGGUUGGGAGUUCUGUUACAGCAGCACAUGUAUGUCCUGAGACGAAUUCAGCAGCUGGAAGACGAAGUGAAGAGAGUCCAGAAUAACAACACCUUACGCAAAGAAGAGAAAAUUGCAAUCAUGCGAGAGAAGCACACAGCUUUGAUGAAGCCCAUUGUGUUUGCUUUGGAGCACGUGAGGAGUAUCACGGCGGCCCCUGCAGAAACGCCUCAUGAAAAGUGGUUUCAAGAUAACUAUGGUGAUGCAAUUGAAAAUGCCCUAGAAAAACUGAAGACACCAUCAAACCCUGCAAAGCCUGGAAGCAGUUGGAUUCCAUUUAAAGAGAUAAUGCUAAGUUUGCAACAGAGAGCACAGAAACGUGCAAGCUACAUCUUGCGUCUUGAAGAAAUCAGCCCGUGGCUGGCUGCCAUGACUAACACUGAAAUUGCUCUUCCUGGAGAAGUCUCAGCCAGAGACACUGUCACAAUCCACAGUGUGGGCGGAACCAUCACAAUCUUACCCACCAAAACCAAGCCAAAGAAACUUCUCUUUCUAGGAUCGGAUGGGAAGAGCUAUCCUUAUCUUUUCAAAGGAUUGGAGGACUUACAUCUGGAUGAGAGAAUAAUGCAGUUUUUAUCUAUUGUAAAUACUAUGUUUGCUACAAUCAAUCGCCAGGAGACACCCCGCUUCCAUGCGCGGCACUAUUCUGUAACACCACUGGGAACUCGAUCAGGACUGAUCCAGUGGGUGGAUGGAGCCACACCCUUAUUUGGUCUUUACAAACGAUGGCAACAACGGGAAGCUGCCUUACAAGCACAAAAGGCCCAAGAUUCCUACCAGACUCCUCAGAAUCCGGGAAUUGUACCCCGUCCUAGUGAACUCUAUUAUAGUAAAAUCGGUCCUGCUUUGAAAGCAGUGGGACUUAGUCUGGAUGUGUCCCGACGGGAUUGGCCUCUUCAUGUGAUGAAGGCAGUGCUAGAAGAGUUGAUGGAAGCCACGCCUCCAAAUCUCCUUGCUAAAGAGCUGUGGUCAUCUUGUACCACCCCUGAUGAAUGGUGGAGAGUCACACAGUCUUACGCCAGAUCGACCGCGGUCAUGUCUAUGGUCGGGUACAUAAUUGGCCUUGGAGACAGACAUCUGGAUAACGUCCUCAUAGAUAUGACGACUGGAGAGGUUGUUCACAUAGAUUACAAUGUUUGCUUUGAAAAAGGUAAAAGCCUUAGAGUUCCUGAGAAAGUUCCUUUUCGAAUGACACAGAACAUUGAAACAGCACUGGGUGUAACUGGAGUAGAAGGUGUUUUUAGACUUUCAUGUGAGCAGGUUUUGCACAUCAUGCGGCGUGGCAGAGAGACUCUGCUGACACUACUGGAGGCCUUUGUGUACGACCCCCUGGUGGACUGGACAGCUGGGGGCGAGGCUGGGUUUGCUGGUGCCGUCUACGGUGGGGGAGGCCAGCAGGCCGAGAGCAAGCAGAGCAAGAGAGAGAUGGAAAGAGAAAUCACCCGCAGCCUGUUUUCUUCGAGAGUAGCUGAAAUUAAGGUGAACUGGUUUAAGAAUAGGGACGAGAUGCUGGUUGUACUGCCCAAGCUGGACAGCAGCUUAGAUGAAUACCUGAGCUUGCAAGAGCAACUGACAGAUGUGGAAAAACUGCAGGGCAAACUUCUGGAAGAAAUAGAGUUUCUAGAAGGAGCUGAAGGAGUGGAUCAUCCUUCUCAUACUCUGCAACACAGGUAUUCUGAACACACUCAGCUACAGACUCAGCAGAGAGCUGUUCAGGAGGCAAUCCAGGUGAAGCUGAAUGAAUUUGAACAGUGGAUAACACAUUAUCAGGCUGCAUUCAAUAAUUUAGAAGCAACACAGCUGGCAAGUUUGCUUCAGGAGAUAAGCACACAGAUGGACCUAGGUCCUCCAAGCUAUGUGCCAGCAACAGCCUUUCUUCAGAACGCUGGCCAGGCCCACUUGAUUAGCCAGUGUGAGCAGUUAGAGGGGGAAGUUGGCGCCCUCCUGCAGCAGAGGCGCUCGGUGCUGCGAGGCUGUCUGGAGCAGCUGCAUCACUAUGCAACUGUAGCUCUGCAAUAUCCAAAGGCCAUAUUUCAGAAACAUCGAAUUGAGCAGUGGAAGACCUGGAUGGAAGAACUUAUCUGUAACACCACUGUAGAGCGCUGUCAGGAACUUUACAGGAAAUAUGAAAUGCAGUAUGCACCCCAGCCGCCCCCAACAGUGUGUCAGUUCAUCACUGCCACUGAGAUGACCCUGCAGCGGUACGCAGCAGAUAUAAACAGUAGGCUUAUUAGACAGGUGGAACGAUUGAAACAAGAAGCCGUCACCGUACCUGUUUGUGAAGAUCAGCUGAAAGAAAUUGAACGUUGCAUCAAAGUUUUCCUUCAUGAGAAUGGAGAAGAAGGAUCUUUGAGUCUAGCAAGUGUUAUUAUCUCUGCCCUUUGUACCCUUACAAGGCGUAACCUGAUGAUGGAAGGGGCAGCUUCGAGUGCUGGAGAGCAGUUGGUGGAUCUGACUUCUCGGGAUGGAGCCUGGUUCUUGGAGGAGCUCUGCAGUAUGAGUGGAAAUGUCACUUGCCUUGUUCAGUUACUGAAGCAGUGUCAUCUGGUGCCACAGGACUUAGACAUCCCUAACCCCAUGGAGGCGUCUGAGGCAGUUCACUUAGCUAAUGGAGUAUACACCUCACUUCAGGAAUUAAAUUCAAAUUUCCGGCAAAUCAUAUUUCCAGAAGCACUGAGAUGUUUAAUGAAAGGCGAAUACACAUUAGAAAGUAUGCUUCAUGAACUGGACAGCCUUAUUGAGCAGACCACUGAUGGCGUUCCUCUGCAGACUCUAGUGGAAUCUCUUCAAGCCUAUUUAAGAAACGCAGCCAUGGGACUUGAAGAAGAAACACAUGCCCAUUACAUCGAUGUUGCCAGAAUACUUCAUGCUCAAUAUGGUGAGUUAAUCCAACCAAGAAAUGGUUCAGUUGAUGAAACACCAAAAAUGUCAGCUGGCCAGAUGCUUUUGGUAGCCUUUGAUGGCAUGUUUGCCCAAGUUGAGACUGCUUUUGGCUUAUUAGUUGAAAAGCUAAACAAGAUGGAAAUUCCUAUCGCUUGGAGAAAGAUUGACAUUAUAAGGGAAGCCAGGAGCACUCAAGUCAACUUUUUUGAUGAUGAUAAUCACCGACAGGUGCUGGAAGAGAUUUUCUUUCUAAAACGACUGCAGACAAUUAAGGAGUUCUUCAGACUCUGCGGUACCUUUUCUAAAACUUUGUCAGGAUCAAGUUCACUUGAAGAUCAGAAUACUGUAAAUGGGCCUGUACCGAUUGUCAACGUGAAAACUCUUUUUAGGAACUCUUGUUUCAGUGAAGACCAGAUGGCCAAACCUAUAAAGGCCUUCACAGCUGACUUCGUGCGGCAGCUCCUGAUUGGACUCCCGAACCAAGCCCUGGGCCUCACGCUGUGCAGCUUCAUCAGUGCCCUAGGAGUGGACAUCAUUGCUCAAGUGGAGGCCAAGGAUUUUGGUGCUGAAAGCAAGGUUUCUGUUGAUGAUCUGUGUAAGAAAGCAGUGGAGCACAACAUCCAGGUCGGGAAGUUCUCUCAGCUGGUCAUGAACAGGGCGACUGUGCUCGCCAGCUCCUAUGACACUGCCUGGAAGAAGCACGACUUGGUGCGCAGGCUGGAGACCAGUAUCUCCUCCUGUAAGACGAGCCUGCAGCGCGUUCAGCUGCAUAUCGCCAUGUUUCAGUGGCAGCAUGAAGAUCUCCUUAUCAACAGACCACAAGCGAUGUCGGUCACACCUCCCCCACGAUCUGCCAUCCUAACCAGCAUGAAAAAGAAACUCCAUACUCUGAGCCAGAUUGAAACUUCAAUUGCAACAGUUCAGGAGAAACUGGCAGCUCUUGAAGCAAGUAUUGAACAGCGACUCAAGUGGGCAGGUGGUGCCAACCCUGCACUGGCACCAGUACUACAAGAUUUUGAAGCAACAAUAGCUGAAAGAAGAAAUCUUGUCCUUAAAGAGAGCCAAAGAGCCAGUCAGGUCACUUUCCUCUGCAGCAAUAUUAUUCAUUUUGAAAGUUUACGAACUAGAACUGCGGAAGCCUUAAACCUGGAUGCUGCAUUAUUUGAGCUAAUCAAACGGUGUCAGCAAAUGUGUUCAUUUGCUUCACAGUUUAACAGUUCAGUCUCUGAGUUAGAGCUUCGUUUAUUACAGAGAGUGGACACAAGCCUUGAACACCCUAUUGGCAGCUCUGAAUGGCUUUUAUCAGCACACAAACAGUUGACCCAGGAUAUGUCUACGCAGAGAGCAAUUCAGACGGAGAAAGAGCAGCAGAUAGAAACGGUCUGUGAAACAAUUCAGAAUCUGGUUGAUAAUAUAAAGACUGUGCUCACAGGUCAUAACCGGCAGCUUGGAGAUGUCAAACAUCUCCUGAAAGCAAUGGCCAAGGAUGAAGAAGCUGCUCUGGCAGAUGGCGAAGAUGUUCCCUAUGAGAACAGUGUGAGGCAGUUCUUGGGUGAAUAUAAAUCUUGGCAAGACAACAUUCAGACUGUGCUGUUUACAUUAGUCCAAGCCAUGGGUCAGGUUCGAAGUCAGGAACAUGUUGAAAUGCUCCAGGAAAUAACUCCCACCUUGAAAGAACUGAAAACACAAAGUCAGAGUGUCUAUAAUAAUUUAGUGAGUUUUGCAUCACCACUAGUCACCGAUGCAACAAAUGAAUGUUCAAGUCCAACGUCAUCUGCUACGUAUCAGCCAUCCUUUGCUGCAGCAGUCCGGAGCAACACUGGCCAGAAGACUCAGCCUGAUGUCAUGUCACAGAAUGCUAGAAAGCUGAUUCAGAAAAAUCUAGCUACAUCAGCAGAUACUCCACCAAGCACUGUUCCAGGAACUGGCAAGAGUGCUGCUUGUAGUCCUAAAAAGGCCGUCAGAGACCCUAAAACUGGGAAAGCUGUGCAAGAGAGAAAUUCAUAUGCAGUGAGCGUGUGGAAGAGAGUGAAAGCCAAGUUAGAGGGCCGAGAUGUUGAUCCGAAUAGGAGGAUGUCAGUUGCUGAACAGGUUGACUAUGUCAUUAAGGAAGCAACUAAUCUAGAUAACUUGGCUCAGCUGUAUGAAGGUUGGACAGCCUGGGUAUGAAUGGCAAGACAGUAGAUGAGUCUGGUUAAGCGAGGUCAGACAUCCACCAGAAUCAACUCAGCCUCAGGCAUCCAAAGCCACACCACAGUCGGUGGUGAUGCAACUGGGGGCUUACUCUGAGGAAACCUAGGAAAUCUCGGUGCGCUAGGAAGUGAAUCCUGCAGGACAGCUGCACUCAGGGAUACGCCCGACACCAUGGCCUGCAACCCCAGGGUCAAGGGUGAAAGAAAGAAAGCUCACCGCCUGAACACGGAGAUUGUCUUUCUGCCACAGAACAGCUGCAAACGUGUCAGGAGGUUAGCUGCAGAAAGAAAUCGGGAUGCCGCGGAGCACAGAGUGAUUUGGAACUCCAUUCCACCUGACCCUGUGUGCACAAUCCAGGAAAAAACAAACCCCGCUCGGACACAGAGAAAACUGGGGCCGCGAAGAAAUCACAGCCAAGGAAGAUUUGAUGCAUUCAGAUUCUUGUGUAACACUUGUUGCUUGGCAACAGCACUGGUUGGGUUGACCAGUAGGUACAAAAAGGCUAUGCGAUAUGAAUUUCAGAAAUGGACUGAAGAAGGAGAGCUAUGUAAUAGAUACACUACAUUGGAAGAACUGACUUCUGAAAUGAAGGGAAAAAAAAAACCCACCCUGUCGUCCUCUUCCCCAAACCCCACCACCUCCCCUUUCCCCUUUUACCUGAUCUCAUAGAUUAGCCAUCUGUCACAUUCACUUUUAUUUCAAUCCUUAUGUUUCAUAUACUUCUGUCUCGAUGCUGUUAACACCUUAUAUUUGGAGUGAUGAGCAGAAAUUUCUCCAAAACCACUGAAUAACAUGGAAAAUUCAAGGAUUGUUUAAAGGUCUGAUGAUUACAAACGAAUUCUGGUUAAGUCAUUUCUGUGAUUCUAUCAUGUACAGUUUCCAGAAUUGUCACUGUGCAUUCAAAAGUAAUGAAUCUAACAGACAUUUGAUUUAAUGUACACUCCCCUUUGCUUAUAGUGUGCAUUUUUUGGAGGUCAUCCAAAUUUUCCCUCUUCUGUGAUUGCUGUAGUUUCUUUCAUAGAAAGCCAGUGUAAUCUUUUACCUUUUUAAAAACCAGGAUAGAGUACCUAUUAGAGUUUUACAUUGUUGAUGACAGAUUAACAAUAAAGUGAUGUUCUGGUGGAGGUAGAGUGAAAUGUUCUUUUAAUUCAGUUUUCUCAUGUGAUACUUUUAAUUUACAAUUUACAAGGUGUAAAUUAAAAGUGCUUUAGUUUACCUGGCAUUUUAGGACAUACACAUGAAACAUCAGCAAGAGCCACCAACAUCUUUUAUUAAGUUCAGGUAUUAGUGUGUGAAGUACUUUACUUUUUGCACGAUUUUAAUAGUUUGCUGUUGAGUAAAUACAUUAUAGUGAAUUCAUGGUCAAGGUUUCCUUAAAUUUAGCAUUGCAUUUCAGUAGUGACUGACUGUGUAAGCCCAUUUGUUGCUCCAAGAUAAAAAUCCAGACCAGGAGUCUUAAAAUCACGUACCAACACAAAGUGGAACGAACAUGAUUAAAAUCUUGAUUGAGUACGUUUUUCCUGCAUUUUAGAGAUUAGGGCUGUGAUCACGUUCUAGGUGCCAGUCUUCACAGACAAACUUGAAAAGGUAUUAAGGGAAAAUUCCACAGAACUCUGGCCUUUUCUCUAUUCUCAUUGCCAUGUUUAUCUAUAAUCUUUAAAUACUCGUAGGAGAAUGCAUUUUGGUAUCAGUGCUUCUUAAAAAUACUUUUACAAGUAUUACGAGAAAGGUGGUAUUUUUGAGUACCCAUGUGUCUAAUAGCAGGUUAAGGAACCUAGUGCAUCAAAUUUUAUUUUCUUCAUUCAUUUUGAACCUUAUUUUCACAAUCAAAACAACCUAUCGGGAAUAAUAAUGCCAUACUGUGUUUUGCACACUGCUUUGUUUCCUAGAGGCUGUGGGAGCUAUUGCAUUCAUCACUUAAUUACCUCUACUCUCUCAAGAUUAAACAGUCUUUUCAAGAACAUUCUUUGUCACAAGGAAAAACUUCUAUCACGGUGACAAAACUAGUUCACACUAGUUUUUCCCUAAAGGUAAUAUUCAGAAAUUGCUUUUUCUCUCUGAUAAAGAACAUAAAUAAGUGAAUUUUUAUCGCCUGUGAAUUUCAGGCUUCAGAGGUACCUGGCACCUUAUCUUAGUGAAAACAGCUUUAUAUCAAAGUUGUGCCUCUGCUAAAUUAUCCAUCACUUUUAUUUUAAAAUGGUCCUUCAGCAAAUAGUGUGGCAUGUGCAUAUUUGGUUGUGGGGCAGAUCUAAAUAACCAGUGACUUCAAAGCUGGCUCUUUGCUGCACUCUGGACAAGAACACAGGCUGUACCGUUUGCCCGCUUCUGGGAAGUCAUUCGGCAAGUAGCCUUGCCAUUGUGAACCGUCGUAAGGGAAUUCAGCAGAGCUGUCAUCAGCGGUAGACCUUGGUGAUAUAGCAGAUACCAGCGGAAGACAGGGCUCUUUUCGGGGGAUGAUUUUGCAAAAUAACGUGAAGUUCAGAGUGCUGUGGUUAUGAAGUCACACAUUUUUGAUGACAGAAAAAUACCUGUGGAAAACCAGGUGUCUGCUCCUCUCUCUUCCUCCCUCUUCUUCUUCCUCUUCUGCUCCUUCCUCUUCCUCUUCUGCUCCUUCCUCUUCUUCCUCCUCUUCUCUUUCUCUCUCUCUCUCUCUCUCACAUUCAGGGGGUACAGAAUAACUUAUAACCUCUUCUUCAAAGUACCCGUGGAAAUUGAAGUGUAUCUUAAGUGUUGUCUUUUAAUUUUCUAGAAUUGCUUGAACUUUAGUUGAUUUCUCUAUAAAGCUGUGGAGGCUUAAUAGUUGAUGGAGCUGUUUUUGGCUCUGUCUUUGGUGUGUCUUGCAUUAUCUAUUUCUGGUCAUGAGUUCUUAAUGUAAUCUGCUAGAUGAUUAGUAAGAUUCUUUUGUGUCUGACACUUGUGAGUUGUUUUUGAGAUACGUGAGGUUUCUGUGUGAGAACUGAUAAUCAAGCUCUUGAUCUGCUUCCCUGAAUUGCUUUUUUAGAGCCCAAACCCCAGGUUCAGGGUGAGGGUUUGUAAUACAAAGAAAAACUUCCGUCACUUCUGCCCUUAACACUUGCCUCGAUUACGUAAACUUAGUGUUCUUAAUAUUGUCCAAUGUCUGGUGUUAUCUGCAUUGUUUUUGUUUGUGGUUGUUCUGAUGUGUGAAAUCUAAGGAAAGAGCCAUUAAAAAAUGCCAAGCAGGGCAAUGCAAGUACAGCCAAAUAUUAGAGUUGAUGUGCAAUCUUAGGUCCUUUUAAAUCUGGGGUGAUAUAGGCAGUACUUUAAAAAGUCUUCCUGGCCUAUUUUCCUCCACAUAUUUGUAAUUACUUUGGGGGCUUACUGGUUGUGGCAGUACUAAAAUCAAAGGAGCUGGUUCUUCUUUUCUCCCAAUUCUUUUCAUAUUUAAGAAGGCACCUACAAAUUAGCUUGUUAGUUCUAUUCAUAUGCAUCAAGAAUCAGUGAAUGCUUUUCUGUUAGCACAUUUAAGUAUCUUUGUUUUUAUAUAAAAAUCAGAUGAAUAUGAAAACCAAUGACCUUCCAUUCUGUAUCUUGCCUUGUAAAAAUGCCAGUAAUUUAGAGCUAGGACCUUUCCUCAAAUCCAGGAGGCCAACUAUGUUAAAGGAAGGGGGUCCCUUUUAAAGAAGGCAGAUUUUUUUUCAAUAUUUGGGUUCUAUUAGAGAGAGUCCUCCUGUGGGAAAACCUAGCUAGCAUUACAAAUUUUCCAUACACUGGGGAAGGAAAUUCACUGUUCUAAACCCAGAAGGGUUUGUUGCACUUUUCCUGCUUUUUUAGGCCUGGGUAACAAUAUCACCAUUCUUUACAUAAGGGCAAAUGGACUUCAAUUGAGAGAAGCUUUAUAGGUUCAAGGGUUAGUUGUACAACAUGAACCAUGUAGUCUCUUUCUUUCCAAGGGAAUUUGACUGGGCUUACUAAGGAAAAGCUGUUUGUUGUGCUAAUGCAAAAGUGCCAUACAAUUAGAAUUAGCUCAGCUUUUGAAGAUGGUAAACUUAAGGAACUGAAUGUUGUUCUGAAAUGCAGAAACUUGCAGAAUGUUUUUCUUUCAAAACAGGCUGAUUUUUUUUUUCUUUUCCUGACAGUACAAGUUUCAACUCCUGUUUAAAGUUCUUGUGUCAGUUAUUUUCUUGUUUAAAUUUUCCUUAUAUUUCCACCUGUAAUGUCAGUGGCAACAUCAUUCACUUGUUUAUUUACCCUUUAUUCUAAGAGCAAAUUGAGUUGAACUGAAUCUUCCUUGUUCUAGUAACAUUGUAUAAAUAAAAUGGCUUCUCUGUACAAAUGGUUUGUAAGGCCUCCUGAUGGAUAUAAUUUUGUGAUUGUAUUUAAGAUUAAAAGUUGAAUAAAACACACCAGCUUCCUGAAAAUAUUCAUAAUGCAUUUUUUGGAAAACAAAAUACAUGCCUACUUUGUGCAUAUUUGCAUUAACAUGGCAAAGAUUGUAUGAAAUACCUGUUUUUCAAAAAAUAAAGUUUUAAAAGAUUUAAGCUCUGA
This is a messenger RNA of Sus scrofa (pig), 21563 nucleotides long. The record is from RefSeq and is a predicted model, not a curated record. NCBI's taxonomy places the organism in Eukaryota, Metazoa, Chordata, Mammalia, Artiodactyla, Suidae.